This is a messenger RNA of Striga asiatica, 1558 nucleotides long. The record is from the annotation of a GenBank genome assembly. Lineage: Eukaryota; Viridiplantae; Streptophyta; Magnoliopsida; Lamiales; Orobanchaceae.
AAUAAGCCCAAAUUAUUCCCAUCCAAAAUUCCUCUCCUAAAUCCCAACACUCAAAUCCCACCGUUGGAUCAAAUUCAAACAGACGCCAAAUACACUAAACACAACAAACCCCAACAAAUCGAUCACUCUGUAAUAAAAAAACAAAGAAAUCGCCAGAAGAACGACAAAAAUCUAUCUCCCAAACCCAAAACGAUGUCGUCCCGCAGCAACCCCGCGUCCCCGCCGCCGGCAGUCGACGGCACCCCUUUCCUCGGCGACCAGUCAUCCUUCCGCAGCCGCAGCCGCUUCUUACGCCGUCCCCCCAGCCUCCGCGGCGCCGCCCGCUUCCUCCGCCGCGCCAGCAGCCGCGGCCGCGCGAUGCGCGAGCCCUCCGUCCGCGUUCGCGAGGCCGCGGCGGAGCAAAUCGAGGAGCGGCAGAGCGAUUGGGCCUACUCCAAGCCCAUAGUGGUCCUCGACCUCAUCUGGAACCUCGCCUUCGUGGUCGUCUCGAUCUCCGUCCUGAUCGCGAGCCGCCGCGAGGCGCCGCAGAUGCCGCUGAGGCUGUGGAUCGUCGGGUACGCGCUCCAGUGCGUCCUCCACAUGGUGUGCGUGUGCGUGGAGUAUAGGAAGAGGCACUCGCUGCGGAAUUUGGAAGGUAGUGAGAGGGGGCAGCUGAGGUAUAGCCGGAAUAACUCGAAUUCGAGCACCGGAAGUGAUGAGAUGGAGACUGUGGGUUAUGGCACCGAGCGCCGGCAAAGCGAUGAUGAUGCUAGUGUUGCUAAACAUCUGGAGUCUGCAAAUACGAUGUUCUCAUUCAUUUGGUGGAUAAUAGGGUUCUAUUGGGUAUCUGCCGGUGGCCCAAAUUUGACUAGUGAAUCGCCUCAGCUCUACUGGUUGGUUUAUUUACACCUGUCAUCAUUCUGCAGGCUUUGCAUUACAUUUUUGGCAUUUGAUGUGUUCUUUGUCGUUAUAUGCGUUGUUGUGGCGUGUCUCAUUGGGCUUGCCGUUUGCUGCUGUUUACCAUGUAUCAUUGCAAUCUUAUAUGCCGUGGCAGAUCAGGAAGGAGCUACAAAGGAGGAUAUCGAGAGACUACCUAAAUUCAGAUUUCGCAAAAUUGGCGACUUUGAGAAGGAAAAUGGUGAAAUUCAAGAGUCGUUUGGAGGAAUAAUGACCGAAUGUGACACAGACUCUCCCGCAGAGCACGUGCUUCCUCUCGAGGAUGCUGAAUGUUGCAUCUGCCUUUGUGCCUAUGAUGAUGGAGCAGAACUGCGUGAGCUCCCGUGCCGCCACCACUUCCACUCGGCCUGCAUCGACAAGUGGCUCCACAUCAAUGCCACCUGUCCACUCUGCAAGUUCAACAUACUGAAAAAUGGAAACCAAACGGACAGCGAGGAAGUAUAAUUAAUUUUAUUGGGCAAAGAAGCAAACACUAUGCUCGUUUACUUUCUGAUGCUCGUUUACAAUCACAGCACGACAGCUGUACGCUCGCUCGUGUGCCUAUUGGUGGCCUUCUGAUUAUGUUUCCGUUUGUCGAGUGUACAUGGUUUCUUCAGUUAUGGGGAUUUUUUUUUUUUUUUCU